Boleophthalmus pectinirostris (great blue-spotted mudskipper) is the source of this 1972-nucleotide messenger RNA. Its product is annotated as cytochrome P450 2J2-like. Gene Ontology annotation, cellular component: cytoplasm; intracellular membrane-bounded organelle. The transcript is spliced from 8 exons. The coding region runs from base 41 to 1336 and encodes 431 amino acids. NCBI's taxonomy places the organism in Eukaryota, Metazoa, Chordata, Actinopteri, Gobiiformes, Gobiidae. Gene Ontology annotation, biological process: xenobiotic metabolic process. The record is from RefSeq and is a predicted model, not a curated record. Gene Ontology annotation, molecular function: iron ion binding; heme binding; oxidoreductase activity, acting on paired donors, with incorporation or reduction of molecular oxygen, reduced flavin or flavoprotein as one donor, and incorporation of one atom of oxygen.
UGGGAAGCAGUCGUCCACAGAAUUGAAACGACACUCAGAGAUGGAGGCAUUGUACCAGGUGCUCGGGCUGGAGUGGUUAGAUUAUAGGAGCAUUUUGAUAUUUCUGUUUCUUUUUGCCCUUUUUGCUGAUAUUGUCAAACACUGGCGGCCUGAAGACUAUCCUCCUGGACCAUGGCCGAUUCCUUUUAUUGGCGACAUAGCUCGCAUUAGACUUUCAACGAUUCACCUGGAUUUCGCACAGCUUGCAAAGAAGUAUGGGAACAUUUUCAGCAUUCGCUUGUUUGGGGGGAACAUGGUUGUCAUAAACGGAUACAAACUGGUGAAAGAGGCUCUGGCGGUCAGAGGAGAGGACUAUAUCGACCGGCCCACCGUACCUAUUUUUGAUGACCUGACUGGGAAUUCAGGUCUUGUGUUGUCCAAUGGCUACUUAUGGAAGCAGCAGAGGCGGUUUGCUCUUCACACUCUCAGAAACUUUGGUCUGGGCAAAAAGUCACUGGAACCUGCCAUUCAACAGGAGUGCCAGUAUCUGGCAGAGGCUUUAGAGCAACAGAAAGGUGAACCUUUUAACCCUCGCAUAAUUUUAAACAAGGCUGCGUCAAAUAUCAUCUGCUGUUUGGUGUUUGGGGAACGUUUGGAGUACAACAACAAGGAGCAUCAGAGGAUUUUGAUUGAUUUCACAGAGCUUGUGGAAGCACAGGGCAGUGUGUGGGCCCAGCUCUACAAUAUCGCCCCCUGGCUGAUGAAGAGGCUCCCUGGACCUCACCAAAAAAUGUUCACUCUGAGUCAAAACAUAAUCAACUACGUUCAAGUUAAGAUUGACAAACACAGAGAAACCCACGACCCAUCCAACCCACGAGACUAUAUCGACUGCUUCCUCUCAGAAAUAGCUGAGGUAGGUGAGCUGUCAGCUCCACCCACAUGUGAAGAGGGUUCGGAAGGUGAAGUGUCUAAGAGAAAAAAAGACAAAGAGGCUGGGUUUGAUCUGAAGAAUUUAUGUAUUUCUGCCAUGGAUUUGUUUGGUGUGAUGGUUGUUGGUUGCCUAGACUCUGUGCUGAAUGACUCAACGAUGUGGGAAACACCCGACACCUUCAACCCUGGACACUUCCUGGAUGAAAAUGGGAAAUUUAGGAAGAGAGAGGCUUUCCUCCCCUUUUCUAUUGGUAAGCGUGUGUGUCUGGGUGAACAGUUGGCUCGGAUGGAGUUGUUCCUGUUCUUCUCGGGGCUCCUGCAGCGCUUCACCUUCUCUGCAGUUAAGGGAGAGCCUCUCACUAUGGAGGCGGACAUGAGCCUUGUUCGCGCACCGAAGCCCUACCGCCUGUGUGCCAAACUGAGAUAAUCUGUUUCAAAAUCACCACCAUGCACAGGCAUUUUACGCAAUCAAACUACUGGAUUAAAUCAAGACAUAAAGUGAAUUUAAGAAAACCAUGAGUAACUCUGAAGUAGGCCAAUCCGAAAUUAUCACAGGACAAAUUUAGGUUAAAGCAAUACCACAAUUUUAAAUGUGCACAUUGGUGGUAGAAUGUCUUUGGAUGGGAAUGUAAUUUUGGAGGAUUCAUCAAAAAAGUAUUAGUUUUUUGUGCACGUGUGAGUGAAAAUUACCAUAGCAGACAAUUACUGACAAGGUAAGUAUGUUUUCGAUGAUGUGAUGAGGUGUAGAGCUGUGAGAAGUGUCCAAAUGCACACUCCAACAGCAGAACAUGUGAUACUCUAACAUAUUUUGGAAUAGGACCUUAUUCUAUGUUGUUGUAGACAAUAAAAUAAAUAUAAUCAUAUAUAUACAUACAUUCAUACAUUUAUGUCAACAUAAUCUUCUCAUCAGUUUUAACUAUUAUUGACAUCAUUAGUCAAGUGUUGCAGCCACACGUAACAUGUAAAAUAUGACCAAACCUGAUAAACUGUGUAUUUUGUCUUUGACCCAAAUAUAAACUGGGGUUUCCUUUGAAAACCUUUGAAGUAUGAAAUGGAAAAUAAA